CUUUGACAGUUGAGCACGUGAGGUUUGUGGCAAUCGCAGAAGCACAAUGACUGAACUGAACUGGAUUCAUGUAUUUUUAUUUCUGGUGCUGGCGCUUCGGUUUCAAGCAAUAACAGGACAGGACUCCUACAUCACGGUCAGAGAUGGAGAUGAAUCCGUCACGUUGCCCUGUAGAAACCUGGAAAAAGAUCAGCACGGAUGUAACGGUACCAACUGGCUUCACAACCAAUUACCUAGCUCUAAAGUGGUCGAGCUGGUUUCACUGGGGCAGAUUAACGACAAUAAAUUCAACAGACUGACUGUUACAUCAGACUGUUCUCUGGUGAUAAAGGAGAUCAAGCCUAGUGAUUACGGUCGCUACGUCUGCAGACAGUACAAGAAACAUGAACAUACCGAUGCUCGGGUCCAUCUGUCUGUAAUCAACAUGUAUGAACAGACGAAUGAAGAAAUAAGGAAGUUAAUCUGCUCUGUGCUGAGAUACGAAGGCUGUUCACAUACUGUGAUGUUACUGGACGACGGUAAUGUGUGUAAUUACACAAAUCAGGAGAGUCCCUGUUCAGCCUCCAUGCCGUUUACUUCUCCUCUUCAGAGAUACGCCUGUAAAGUGACAGACGGAAACAGUGGCGACGUGCUGCUGUGCAGCUUCGACGCUCAGGCCUCUUGUGAGAAAAUCUAUCCGAAUAAACGGAACAGAAAAUGGGGUAGUCCCACAAACCAAGAAGACGACACAAACACAUCAAUGUUUUCAGAUCUUCCUCACUGGUGGAUGUACAUUGCUGCGGCUUUAGGUUUUGCAGUCCUCCUAAUAAUUGUUGGAGUUGUCGUCGGGCGGAGGAGAACUAAAGGGAGCAGAGCGCGGCCGGAUGACGGCACCGGGCAGAGCUUAAACCCUGCAGAGACUCGGUCUGGUCCAGACGGUUUUCAGGACACGGUUGAUUUUGAAGUUCCUUACGCCACCAUCAGUUUCAAAAAGAGGAGAAACGGCGACGCCCAGGCUGGUGAUGAAGAGGCUGAUGAUGACGAUGAUCAGGAGGAGGAGGAGGAGGAGGGCCAGAAUAACGUUCAUGGGGAUGAUGCAGUGACCUACAGCUGUGUGGCGGUUCCUCAGAAAGACUCGGCUGAUCUCAUGGGCCUCUACGCCACCGUCAAGAAAAAGAAAAAAGAAGAAGUAGAAGAGGAGUCACUGCAAUGACUUCCCAUGAGGAAACCUGCACUCAUCACACCCCGAUGUGUCAAUGUAGGAAAACAACACUUCUGUGUUUUAUGUCUGUAAACUACAUGAAUGUAUAUGAAUUAUUAGUUAUUGAAUGAAAAAGGAAAAUUACUUGGUUUCUAGAUAUUUUUUUUUGAAUUUCUAGUAGUAGAAAAGACUUUUAUUUAUUGUCAUAAAAACAAGAACUUGAAGCAGUUUUUAGGCCAUGGACCCCAAAGUGAUGGAGAGAUGAAGUAGGGCCCCCCUAUCUACCUACUAUAUGUGUUCUAUAUCAACCUUGGCCUAGUGCUAUUUAUAAAUAAACGUUAUUAUUAUCAUUUUGCAUUCAGUAUUAACCCUUUGGAGUCCAGAGUGUAAUCGGCCAUUUUUGACUACUUUUGGUUUUACCCUUUUUUUUUAUUGUCGCCUUGUUUGGUUUUAUUCUUUUCAGCACAACAGUCAUUUUAUGAUUAUUUUUUGGAUUUUGACUGACUGUGUUAACACACUGGACCUAAAACCAUAAAAUCCGAGUAGGAAAAAGUUUCAUUUUUCACUGUGAAAACCACAAACAUGUUUAACGAACCAUUUUUGUGUAAACUUCAUAAACGUAUGUACAAAUUUAGCAAACAACAAAGUUAUUUAUAACUAUUUCCACUAAAAUGCAGGAAAUGCAUCAGGCAUUUUUACAACCAUUUGAAAACUCAGUAAUGAUGUCUCUAAAAGUCUCUAAACUUUUUUUUACUGGCGCGUCACUUGACUCCAGGGGGUUAAGCUGUUAAAAUAACACACAGGUUCAAAUAUUCAUUUUUUUCUUUUUUUUAUUUCAGAUAUGUGCAACAGUAGGGUGGCCAUGCUGGAAAAUUAAAAAAAAAACAAACAAAAAAUGUAUUAAAAAAAAUGUCUAAUCAACUAAAGAUUUUGUGAACCUCCUGCAGUACCUCCACAGACCCCUAGGGGGUUUCUAGAUAAACGUUUCUCUUACUCACUGUUAAUCUUGUGGAGGGGGGUUUUCUGGAUCAGUGUGAUGAUGACUGAGGUGGUUAUUUAAAGGAGGAACAGUCAUGACUUGUGUGGCUGCUUUUAUUAAGUGUUUGUCCAUAAAUACAUACAGUGUGGUUGUUUGCAGUCACGGGUCGAUUCAUAUGGAUUACAAUUCAUUUUACUCACACUAGUGGUUCAGACUACCAACGACAUGCAGCAGAAGUGUUGCACAAUUUAACUUUAAGCCAUAACAUUAUGACCACACAGUGUUCAGUUUUAGAGUAAUUUCCAGUCACCUAGUUUCUUGUGUAUGUUCUUUACACCACCCAAAAAAAUUCACCGCUCUGUGGUCAGGCUACAAAAGGUCUCGCAUGCAGAGGCUGCAGGUUGCAUGCAGAGAUGUUAUGUGCAUGUACCCACUUCACCUCCAGCCUGAGGUUGCACUGGCUGAAACCGAUUUUUUGUUUUUCACUUGUACAGUAUUGUGUCUUGUGUAUUUAUGGACUUGAGUCUGCAAUAAAGUUAUAUUAAUUCA
This is a messenger RNA of Mugil cephalus (flathead mullet), 2708 nucleotides long. RefSeq lists its product as uncharacterized. The transcript is spliced from 9 exons. Gene Ontology annotation, cellular component: external side of plasma membrane; membrane raft. The record is from RefSeq and is a predicted model, not a curated record. Gene Ontology annotation, biological process: interleukin-15-mediated signaling pathway; T cell activation; positive regulation of ERK1 and ERK2 cascade. Bases 47 to 1192 code for a protein of 381 amino acids. NCBI's taxonomy places the organism in Eukaryota, Metazoa, Chordata, Actinopteri, Mugiliformes, Mugilidae. Gene Ontology annotation, molecular function: protein tyrosine kinase binding; MHC class II protein binding.